This is a messenger RNA of Phacochoerus africanus (Common warthog), 1933 nucleotides long. RefSeq names its product KLF transcription factor 17 (gene KLF17). Gene Ontology annotation, molecular function: DNA-binding transcription factor activity, RNA polymerase II-specific; RNA polymerase II cis-regulatory region sequence-specific DNA binding. The transcript has 3 exons. Gene Ontology annotation, biological process: regulation of transcription by RNA polymerase II. The coding region runs from base 52 to 1221 and encodes 389 amino acids. Lineage: Eukaryota; Metazoa; Chordata; Mammalia; Artiodactyla; Suidae. The record is from RefSeq and is a predicted model, not a curated record.
GGACGCGUGGCGGGUCUCAGCUUGGCUGAUCUGGACCCUCACGGAGUCCCGAUGUGCAGCGGAUCCCAGGCUGAGAUGGAGCAGGGGGCCGAGGGCCUGAGCCAGUGGCCUGUGGCUCCGCACCAGUUUACAGAGGACACUGAGAAGUCACUGUCCUUUUUGGACAUGUCUUCAUCUCCAGGAAGCGGUGGAGUGCACACCUCUUGGAACCUUGGCCCAUCAGGCAUUCGGCAUGUCCCUCAGUGCACAGAGCUGGAGAGGAUGUCCUUGGCCUCUGCUCAGGCACCCAGGCAGAAUGCCUGUGAAAUGGGGCAGCAGUUCAGUAUGUCACCGCCUGAGCAUGGUGUGAGCUACUGCCCUCAGAUGACGUUCACUGCUUCCCAGAUGAUUUACAGUCAAGGAAUGUCUCCUUCCCAGCCAGGAAUGGGGGUUUUCAAGGGCUCCCAGGCCAUGCCCUUAGGAGAGCCCAGUAUUUCAAGUGUGGCUGUGACCUUCAGUGGGAAUCUAAGGAUGCCCCCCAGUGGGCUGCCGGUCUCACCUCCCAGUGGAAUCCCAUUGAUGUCCCACAUUGGAAUGCCAACAAUGCCUUAUCCUUUCAACGGAGACGCUUUAACACCUAACAUGUUUUUGGAUCCAACCAUGCCUCCCACUGAGGUUCAGGCAGUGCUCCCCUCUUUGGCUCAGAUGUUGCCCUCUAGAGAUCCCCAGGAUUUUGGAAUGCUCCCCGCUGGGUCUCCAUCACUGCUGCCUUUGGAAUCCCAGGGCUCUCUUGUGAGCCAGCCAGUCUCCCAGGAAGACUUUCCUAAGCACCACUUAUGUGAGCCACGGAGAGAGGCGCAGAAUUCCAGGGCUCAAGAAAGGGCUUCCGGGAGGAGCUCUCCCGUUUCAAGGCCUUACUACUGUGAGUAUGAGAACUGUGGCAAAGCUUAUACGAAGCGCUCCCACCUCGUGAGUCACCAACGCAAACACACAGGUGAGAGACCCUAUAAAUGCACGUGGGAAGCCUGUACCUGGUCCUUCUUCCGUUCCGAUGAACUUGGAAGGCACACUCGAAUACACACCAGAUAUCGACCACAUAAGUGUGACCAGUGCGGCCGACAGUUCAUGAGAUCUGACCAUCUCAGGCAACACCAGAGGACUCACAUGCGGAUGCCAAGAUCCCCAGACCCGCAGGCAGACAGUGGAUGUAGGGCCGGUCCUCUUCCUGCGCCUCAUCUUUAGAUCAAUCUCGUCUUCCCCUCCUGUUGGCUGCUCCACCCAGAUGCUGCCUGCCUCUGACCAGCCUGUCUCUCAUAGGUGUAGGCUUAGAUGAAGACAGAAAGAUUACGAGGCAGUGUGGAAGCCCUUGUGAGCUCUGGACCCAGCGGGGCUCCUCCAAAACUGUCUUGGAGGCCCUCCCGUCUCUGGGCUCCCUACGUCUGUCAAGUGUAGCCGCGUAGGAAGGUGGAGCAACGUUGAGAUCCAGAGCAAUACGAAGAAGCGCUUUUAUCUUAGGUGAUUCCCAGCUUGAAACACUGUAGUGACUCUCCUGUGCUUACUACAUAAAAUCCAAGUUCCUCAUCUUGGUCUUUGACAGUUUUCCGGAGCCCGGCUAUAUUCAAAUCCUGAAUUUACCACUCACCAGCCAUGUGACCCCAGGAAAGGUCAUUAUGCCCAGUUCCCUCCUCCGAUAAAUAAGAAAGACUGUUUUGAACACAUUUUAUGCCCCAAAUCAGAUUCUCUCUGAGUUCCCGUUGCGGUGCAGCAGAAAUGAAUCUGACGAGUAUCCAUGAGGAUGUGGGUUCGCUCCCUGGCCUCCGCUCCAUGGGUUGGAGGUCGAGUGGUGCCCUGAGCUGUGGUGUAGGUCACAGACGCAGCUCGAACUGGAUCCCGAGUUGCUGUGGCUCUGGCGUAGGCUGGCAGCUACAGCUCUGAUUCAGCCUCUAGCCUGGGA